GAUCAUGUCACAAAGCGCGUCUCAGAUGACAACAGCAGUCCUGUCGCCUACUCUGACGAUGCUUCGUCUGUUCUACGCCAGGAUCACCUGUAGAAUUAUAUGUGACGGAGAUCCUACCUAAUCCCUUAAUUGGGCGGAGCCUGCGCAGACGACACAACCAGGACACGCUUUCACCAAAGUCUGCGUCCUAGUUUGAACCUCUUAGUCGGCGCUUGCUGAACAUCCCCAUUAAAAUCAUAAUUUUUCAGCUCGGAAGAAAAUGGCCAAGAAGACUAAACACCGCAAACCAAAGCACAUGCUGUGGCCAAACUGGGACAGGAAGCGAUAUAUAAAAUUCAGGAAUGACAAAUUUCCCGGAAAGGUUACAAAUAUAUCUGUUGCUGAAUUAAUUGAGCAAGCAAAGGAUUCCAUUCUGAAAGAAGUGCGAAUUGGUGUGCGUUUUCCUCGAAAACGCAUCACUGAAAGAAUGAAGAAAAAAUAUCCAUUCAGGAAGUACAUCAGGAAGGAAGCAGCAAAACAAUCCCAGGGCAAGAAACUUCCUAACCAAGAAUUCGAGAUGAUCCCUAAUGAAGAAAAAGACGUAAACACUGAAACACUGGUGAAUGAGCUCAAGUGGACCCCACUAGACGCGGUCAUGCCAGUCACCUUGUCAGAUAACUAUGGCGAUCACUUUAUUGGGGUGCGUAUAUCAUCCAUGAUCCGGGCCAAUGAAGCCAUCACUCGUGUACUAGGUGUUCUCAGAUCUCCGGAACAGCUUCUUCCUAACACAUAUUACCAUUUAUACCAAGUCUUCAGCCCAACUUGUAUGCGCAAGAUGCCACCGAAUGAGAAGAUUACGAAGUCACAGGUGAUGGGUGUGCAGAAUUACACUUACCUUGUGAGAAGAGACACAACACACUACAAGGUGGAGGAAGACUUGACUUUGAGCUACUGUCGUGAACUGCUGGGGAAAAAUAGGAGUCUGCAAGUGUGGCGUUUUCAGGAGAUUAAGGAAGGCCGUCUAAGGGUGCUCAGAGCCAAGAUCACAACCACUAAUCAGAUGUUGUGGCUGCUGAAGAUGCUGAAGAACAGAGCAUUUAGGUCUAGUAUAAAUAACAUGACCCAGGAAGAGGUCACACAGCUUCUUAUGGCAAUUGGCUGUCCGAGCGAUCCAAUGGCCAAUCUUUACAAGAAGGAAAAGCUACAAGAGCCACAGAUGGAUCAAGAUGGUAGCAAGAAAUAUUACAUCAAAUUGCCCAGAUGGCACUGGGGAUGCAACAAGACCAAGCUAAGACCUCAUUCUGUAAUACGCUAUCAGAAUAUUACACACAGUGCAAAUGAUCUUGAGGAUAGACAGAAACAUGGGAACCCUGACUAUGGGUAUCUGCAACGGUUUUGGCACUACUGUUCCAACAAAAAUCUUUCAAAGGUUAUGGAAAUGUUGAAGACAGAGCUGCUAGACAUGAAUGAACAGUACACAACCUUGCUUUCCACUCCUCCUGAGACACUCUAUGCUGAGGAAGAAAGUACACUGCUGGAUUGCCUGUAUGAGAAUGAACUGAAGGCAGAAGAAUCCCAUAAAAAACAUGAACAAUUCUUGAAAACUCUUGAACGACAGCAUAAGUCUACAAGCCGAGAGUACUUUUGCACUGUACAGAAAAUGAGGACAGCGUGGGACCAGUACCAAAGGAUAAUGCUCAAUUUUGAGAAGGAUUUAUUUAUAGUAGGUUCUUAUGUAACAUCACUUACUGAAUACAUAGCAAGGGUGAUUUGGCAUAAUAUGAAUGGGCGCUUAACUUUGGUUACUCCAACAAUAAAUAAAAUUAUGAUACUCAUUAAAAGGCUGAAGAGAGCAUUACAUCGUGCUUAUCAACAUAUGAAAAAGGGCGAAGCUUUAAAGAUGCAAGCUCAGGGUCCAAAAAAGAAAAAAAUUAAAGGAUUGAUUAGAAAGAGCAGCGAGCCUUCUCAGAAGGUUCAAGUCAAUCAUUUUACCACUAUCGCAUCACAAAAAGAUUUGGCGUUUACUCAGGUCAGACCCAUUAUGCUUCGAGACAAUGCUAAUGCGGUGAAAAGAAAUAAAGAGGAAAAAUUUGAUCAGACUAAUUACAUUACAAAGAAUGAUGGAGCAGAAGCGACAAAAUGUAAUCAAGCAAAUAAUGGCAUCUGUGAACUGAACAAUGAUGAAGUAGUGACAGGUAAUAAACUUAAAAUGAAAAAGGCUAUUAUUGAUUACAUACUGAGUGAUGUGAGAAAAGACAUCAUUGUUAGACCUAAGGUUGCAGGCAGUGUACCACCACAAAAGAAAAUUGCUAGACCUAGUGCUACAGGCACUGUAUCACCACGUAAGAAAAUUAUACCAAAGAAUAAGCAGAAUGAACUAAAAGGUGAAGAAAGUACUACAGUGCCAGUGAAUGAUGAGGCUGAAGUGACAGCUGAAGGUGUCAAUAAAUGUACAAGUACUGUAGUUCCUGGAAAAUCUUCAUUUUAUGUAAUGCUUGAAAAGUUACUAGAAAGACAAAGAAAACAUUUUAGAUGCUGUAUUAAAGGUCUAUAUUAUCAGGAACUUGAAAAGUGGCAUAAAAUUUUGAAGAAAGCUGUUGUAAUGAGAAGGGAAAAAGACCUUUCAGAUGGUGAAAAGGAAGGAUUGAAAAUACGAAGAAGAAUGCAAAAAGUGGAUAUAAAUAAACCUUCAUUUAAAAGAAUGGGUAAAAAGAAUCUGCAGCAAAGGACACAUGCAGUCCAGUGUGAAAUUAAAAGGAAAAUAGAAGAUCUUGUUCUGGGAUAUCAGGUUUGGGAAUUAUUAGAUAAGGAAAAUAAAUUUAAAGUAGCCCAGAGAUACAAUGCUAAAAAAGUUUUUGACAAAUUUAAGGAACUGAUUUUAAGAUUUGUGGGGACAAGAACAAAAUCUAUUAAGAGAAAGAGAGCUGGUACUGUGGCAGAGAAUAAGAGAGCUGGUACUGUGGCAGAGACUAAGAGAGCUGGUACUGUGGCAGAGUGUACAAGAGCUGGUACUGUGGCAGAGACUAAGAGAGCUGGUACUGUGGCAGAGAGUAAGAGAGCUGGUACUGUGGCAGAGACUAAGAGAGCUGGUACUGUGGCAGAGACUAAGAGAGCUGGUACUGUGGCAGAGAGUAAGAGAGCUGGUACUGUGGCAGAGACUAAGAGAGCUGGUACUGUGGCAGAGACUAAGAGAGCUGGUACUGUGGCAGAGACUAAGAGAGCUGGUACUGUGGCAGAGACUAAGAGAGCUGGUACUGUGGCAGAGACUAAGAGAGCUGGUACUGUGGCAGAGACUAAGAGAGCUGGUACUGUGGCAGAGACUAAGAGAGCUGGUACUGUGGCAGAGACUAAGAGAGCUGGUACUGUGGCAGAGACUAAGAGAGCUGGUACUGUGGCAGAGACUAAGAGAGCUGGUACUGUGGCAGAGACUAAGAGAGCUGGUACUGUGGCAGAGACUAAGAGAGCUGGUAAGUAAAUUGUGAGAUAAUUAAGGAAAACACAAAAUUGUCUACUUGAAGAUUUUAUUUAAUCUAUGCCACGUAAUAUGCCCAGCUGUUAUACAGUGCUUCCUGUUACUAAAAACAAUUUGUUUUAUUUUGAAAACUGGGUUUAAUGUAUAUGGUUACCAUUAAUAUAAUUUUUAUUCAACAGUUUAUCAGGAAAAUAUAAAUGUGCUGAUUUUCAAUAUGUAUAUAUAUUGUGCAUGUGUAUAUAUAUAUGGCGGUACAGUAUUUACAUCUCUCUUCCUCAACUGUAACAAGGAUAACAUUAUUUUGCUUAUGAAGUUGGUUUAAAAAAAAAAAAAAGGCUCUGCAAUAAUUUUGGCCAUACAUGUGGAUUUGUUUAUAUUGGAUUUGGUUGAAAAAUAGUAAAUCUAAGAAAAUGAGAUCUUAACCAAAAUUAUAUAUUAUUGUCUUUAUUAACUAAAACAAUCAGGAUUA
Molecule: messenger RNA, 3920 nt
Organism: Procambarus clarkii (red swamp crayfish)
Lineage: Eukaryota; Metazoa; Arthropoda; Malacostraca; Decapoda; Cambaridae
Source: RefSeq, a predicted model, not a curated record